GUAUAAUUUUUUUUUAAUGUUCAAAGUGUCUAGGAACGGGAUCGAAAGCUAAAGUGAAAAAGUUGGUACGAUUUAAAUAUAGAGUGCAGUGUUUAUAAUGGCGCAGUGGUUUAAAUCUGAAGGAGCCCUUUCAAAGGAUGUUGAAAAAUUAUACUUGUUCGCAUGUGACGAAGAAAUUAUCUGCAAGGUUUCUGAACUUUGCUGCUUGGUACCCGUCUAGAGGAGGAUCAUUAACUGGUUUAUUCAUAGAACGAAACCUGUGACAAGAAGGUGAAUGACUAGAAUUAAACUUAGCCUAGUCAGAAGCCCGUGGCUCAGCUCAUGAGUGUGAUGGACAGUUGUUAGCGGACCGAUGUCAGUCAAACGAAACUAGCGAGGAAAAAAAACAGAGAGAGAGAAGAAAAGAGUAAGCUCGAGAGAAGCGGAGCUUCCGACAAGGGGACAAUGUCCUUCUGCAGGAUCACCGGAAGGAGCAGAGGCCUUCCCAAGCCCAACUAUUUUCCUCUGCUACCACCGAUCAGUCCAGCGGCAGCGAAACGCUGGUGUCGAAUAACCGGCAAGUCCUACGGGCUACCGACUCAUCACUACAUUCCCGUUCUACUUGGUGUUCACACUUCCGAUAAAACUAAAUGCAGAAUAACCACAGCUUCCGGAUUAGGGCCGCAUCAUUUCACCGACGGUGUUAUUGUCGGAGAGAAGAAGAAGCACGUCGUGCUUCAGGACUAUCGGUACGUCUUUCCAGUCCUAGACACCGAUAAUGCCCAGCAAAAGGUCCUGAGGGAUCUUCUGGACACGAAGCAACCGUCGCCGGAGGAAGAUGGCGGCAGAUUUGUUUAUACCGUUGAGGAACGCAGAUGCAGUCUCGUAUUUCCAGCUCGUCUUGAGGCGGCGGUCAGAGACGGAGACGUUCGUGAUGUGAUGUUGUCGCGAGACUGCGAUACAGUCCUCCUACGAUUGCGACAAGGGAAAAACGUUUCCGUAGACUUUCGAGACUUGGACAACUUCGAGAACCUCUACGAUGGUAUGGGACCGCGCGAGGAUGUCGUUAAAGAACGUGAAAAACUGGAGGCUGAGGCUAGGAAACGAAAGAAAAAACGACAGGCGGGUCUCAACUAUGCGAAAAAAAUAUUUGAGGACAAAGAGAGAGCCGCUGAUGAAGAAGAACUGAAACGAGUAAAACAAGUCAAGCUCCAAAGCGUCAAGGAAGAUAUCAAGGAAGAAACUCAGGACUGGAAGCACGUUAACUUGGAUAACACUGCAACGAACGGAGCCUCGCUGAUCGCGGCGUCUGGUGACUGGCGAGAUCUGGUCAAACCAUUGAUGGAAAAUUGGGAUUGGAAUAAUUUCGAGAGAGAUGCGGCGCUGGUCAACGGCGGUCCUGUCGUCGACAGAAUGCCACAACCCAUUAAAACUGACCCAAAACUUGUAGACCUCGAGAACACGGUGACCGGAUUGAUCGGCUCACCAAUUUUCGAAGAAGCUGGUGGACUGGAAGCCGUUGCAGUGGUUGCGCCCUUCACUCCGUUGAACGCAGAGCCCAAUCCGGAGCUUCAGAUCGCCUUGACGAACAUUCCACCGCAGGACCUCGAACUAACAUCCGACGUGACCGCCAAGUUCAACGCCGUUGGCAGGCAAGCAGUCGAGACGCUUCCCAAGGUCGACGAAAUCCCCGAGCUUGUUCAGAAGAUGAAGUCGGGAGUUGAAACAAAAAUGCAUAAAGUGUCGGGUCUGAAACUCGACAUUGAAUCUGCGCAGAGAUUCAUCCCUGGACAGACGCUCCAAACACCCACGGGUCCAGUAUUCGUACCUGGGCAGACGGUUCGCACUCCCCACGGCUCAGCAUUCGUUCCUGGCUUCACGGUGAACACACCGGAUGGCCCCCUUCUUAUUCCUGGGCAAAUCGUCAACGCGGUAGAAUCGAAUAAUAAAAAAAUGCCGAUGUUCGUCGCCGGUCAAACGUUACCAACGAAAAAUGGUCUCCAGUUUGUCCAGGGACAGAACAUGCACACCGCUGACGGGGCGAGGUUUGUUCAAGGUCAAACUGUUUUGACCGAUGCCGGACCGAAGUUCGUCGCUGGCCAAGUAACGGAAGGUUUCGAGUUCCUGCCUGGACAGACCAUCAUAACGGAGGAUGGCACCCCGUGCUUUAUGCCGGGACAAACCAUGACCAAUGAGGAAGGUGAACAGCUCUUCAUACCAGGACAAAGCGUGCAACGGGGCGAAACCUGGGAAUUUGUACCCGGUCAAAGCGUCAAGACACCGUCUGGCGAGGUAGCGUUUGUGCCUGGUAAAACGAUGCUUACAUCAGAAGGGCCCAGCUUCGUACCAGGUCAAAAUGUGAUUGCCAGUAACGGAGAGACUCACUUCGUUCCCGGCGUCACCGUCGACUCGGAGAAUGGGCCCAAAUUCGUUGCAGGUACAACGUUGAAUACGCCUGAAGGGCGGAAAUUCGUCGAAGGACAGUUCGUGGAAACCCCCGAGGGAGAGAAGAGAUUCAUGCCAGGGUUGACAACCAUCGUAGAAGGAAACGAAGCGUUCGAAUUCGCGGCAGCGAGGAACCUCAACGAUGUGGUAUUCCUCGAAGCCGGCCCAAUCGGCAUACCGAUAGAUCCGAAAACUGCGAACGCAUUAUCGCUCUCCGGUCAGCCAGAUGAGGUAUUCGGUCACAUGGUGCAGACCGAUAAGGGGGUGGAGUUUUUCCCUGAGUGUGUAAAAAGCUUACCACCUGGAGGAAAAAAGGUAGUCCCGGGUCAACUGGUUCGCGGAGGGAAAGGCGGACCGAGAUUCGUUCCCGGAAUGAUGACGGACGACGGAUUCGUACCGGGGCAAGUAGUCAUGACGGAAAUGGGGGAGCAAUUUGUGCCCGGCCAAGUGGUGGAAACUACCGAAGGACCGAAAUUCGUUCCUGGACAAGUGGUGGAGACGCGAUCCGGGCCCAAAUUCGUGCCCGGCCAGACCAUCGAGACUGCGGACGGGCCCCGCUUUGUGCCGGGACAAAUCGUCGAGACUAAGGCAGGACCCACCUUCAUCCCAGGUCAGGUGAUAUCCACGGAUGACGAGGGAUCCAGAUUCGUUCCCGGGCAAGUGGUCGACACUCCGGACGGGCCUCGCUUCGUUCCAGGUCGCGUCGUCGAGGCUGGAGAUCGCGGCGUAACCUUUGUGCCAGGCCAAAUUGUUCAGACGGAAGAAGGUCCGCGAUUUGUAGCCCCGGAUUUGACCGACACCCCUGAAGGAGGGCUCGAGUUUUCUGUCCAAGGUUUCGAAGUGACUCCGGAGGAACUGCGCCUGCUCAGACCGCGGCAUCAUUUGAGCUAUGACACCGCUGCUAGGGGGCACCAGGGCGAAAUGAGUAUUGACGCGAGGAUGCUGAGACAGCUGUCGCAAGCUGGGAUGUCCGUUGGUCGACAGGUACCGACAGAAUUGCCUGCCGUUAACGUCGACGUAGACCCGAGAUCCGUGGCGCUUGAACACGCCUUGGAUAUCGUAGAAAAGCUUGGACUGCAGGGCAACGCAGCUGUCAAAAUGGCACAGAUCGUCUCGACGGUCGCUCGGCUGGCCAGUAACAUAAUUGAGAAAAAUGUGUCGGAAAAAAUGACUAAUGGGAAAUCCUCGCCAACAGGUUUCAGGCCGUUUACUAAUGGGGAAGGUAAAUACGAGAAUGGAGAUCAGAGCGACGAAGUUUUUCAUGCGGCACUCAGGGCGGCGGUAAUGGCUGCAGCUUUGGCCAUUUCUGGACAGGAUUCAACGGACGAAGUAGACCAGCAGGAUUACGUUUUUUCGGCAAUUAGCGAGUCGUUCAACGUACUACUGAGACAAAAUUCAUUGAACUUUGAGAACGCGGUGGAAGAGGUGCACAAAAUACUGCUGGUACCUCAGAAUCGCAGCCUCGUUUGUCACGGCGUUCUCCUCGAUUUGUUGAAUGCGAGCAGCAAUAAGGUUGACAUUCUGAAGUCAACGAUCGGCGGUCAAAUUCUUAAAGACGAGGUUGUUCUGGAGAGACUAUCGGCCGUACUGGAAGACGAGGAUGGCAGUGACUUAGUGGGCGCCGCCUUUAGGGCCGUGACAAAAAAUAAUCCAGAUCUACUCUCAAGGGUGCUACGAAAAGUAUCGGAAGAUGCGGCUGGUGUGAUUACAGAAAAAGAGGCUAUAGAGACGGUACACAGAGCGAUUGUCCAUGCGGUACGAGAAUCCAGCGAACUCAAAGUUCGGGAACUUCUGAACGACGACGGCCCCAAAGUCCGUGACUUGAUACUGCAAGCAGUCGGCCUCGCCAGAGCACUCGGAAUGUCUUCAACUGCUUCGAGCCUGCUGGCAGUGAUCUCUGACAAUAAAUCCACCGAAGCGUUGUCCGGCGACCGAAUGACCGUCGACAUUUUGAAGCGACUCACGGUGAUGCGACAACUUGCUGAACAGAGACCACAGUUCAGCAGAGCCCUCGGGGACUUAUGCAGCGAUCCAGAAUUGGCCAAGUCCGACCCUCGUCUUCGAGCACUCGUUAGAGAGAGCGCAGCCCUCAUGAUAGUUCCCGAAGAAGCGCCGCUUCAGUCAUCAGCCGAUGUACCGACCGCUCUACUUCACGCCGAGAACAGUUUGGCUAUGGAAGAAUUUCUCCUGAAGAGAAGCCACAGGCCUUCCGCUAUUUUCAUGAUUCUGAAACAGGGAAUGCAGGCUGUUGUUCCCAGGGAAGCGUCCAGGGCCGUCCUCACUGGACAGGUGUCGUACACCGUCCUCGACGAGGAUGGUAUCAGCCACUUCGAACCUCUGCACGUCUUUUCUGCUCUGCGUUUGAGCAGGCCGACGGCACAUCGCUUUUCAAUGUAUUGCUGUCCGGUUGCUCGCGAGGAAGACGGAGAUACGGAAAUGGUAUCGACUGUAACCGGGACCAUUUCUGCAACGUCUGCGAGCAGCUUGGAAGGGGUAAUGACAAACGGGAUCAGGCACGAAACUAGCGGAGUCAGCCUCUCGAGGUCGGAACAGUACGGAGGGUAUUCGGCUAGUAGAGAAAAUACCCCUAGCUUCCGAAGACUCAGCACUCUCCACCCCAACAACAGCUGCGAGUCGGUUUCCUCGGAGCACUAUGUGGUGAUCAAAGAUUACACGGCCGAAGGAGAGGAUGGAGUCUCGGUCACCGUCGGAGACAUCGUUGAGGCCGUGGAACACGCCGAGUCCGCAAAGAAAAUGAAGAGCGACCCCGACCUAGAAGUCGGAGGUGAGGUCGGCGUCCCUCUGGACAAUUCUGCGGCUAAACACAAACUCGCGGUCCGGCCACGAAGAAAACACAUCGAUCCGAGGGCGCGAAGUGCCGUUAAAUUGAACGGUAUCAACCCGCCAGACAGAGUGUACGUGCGAACCAACGAUGGGAAGGAGGGCUGGGUGCCGUCCGGUGUUGUCAAGCAAAGUAUGAUAAGCGAGGAAAGUUCUACGCUGACCAGUCAAAUACGUCCUGAAGACUCUCAUUAUCGACGAGAAGCUGUGAUAAAGGAACUCGUCGAGACCGAAGAGGAAUUUGGCAGAGACAUACAGUCGGUGGUUGAGCGUUACUUGAAACCUCUGGAUCACCCAGGAGUGCCGAGAGCCGUGCGAGAUAACAAAGAUCUAAUAUUUACGAACCUGAGGCAAAUAGCCGAGUUUCACAAUACCUCGUUCGGCAGGGUGUUGAUCGAGGGCGUCAAGUACUACGCGGACCAACCACGGAUGCUAGGAAAGACUUUCUUGAGACUGGAACGAGAUUUCGACAAGCACGUUGCUUACUGCAGAGACGAACCAUCAGCUCAAGAAUUUCUUCAAUCAAACGACGAAGUCCGCGAUUACUUUGAAGAGCUGAGCCAGACUCUCGGAGACGACAAGAGCGUUUCGGAGCAUUUGAAGCUCCCGAUACAACGCAUCAACGACUACCAGCUCCUUCUUAAGGAGCUGGUGAAGUAUUCGACCCGACUAGGCGAAGACUGCGACGACCUCCAGAAGGCUUUGGAGUUGAUGCUGGGCAUCCCUCACAGGGCAACAGAUAACAAGUUUAUAAGUAACAUCGAGGGAUACAAAGGGAAUAUACACAAGCUUGGAAGAUUGCUGACCCACGAAUGGUUCAGUUUCGUCGACAAGGACAACAAGAGUAAGGAACGGUACUUAUUCCUCUUCAAAGCCCGAAUCCUCGUUUGCAAGGUCAGGCGCAUUUCGGAAGACAGAUCAGUAUUCGUCUUGAAGGACAUUAUUCGACUGCCGGAGGUAGAAGUAAAGGAUCACCCUGAAGAUCAACGCAGUUUUGAGCUGCACCACACGAGCCCAGGCGCGCCUGGCUAUCCUAUCACUUUAGUAGCUCACAAGGACCUCAUUAAGCAGUAUUGGCUCAAAGAGAUACGUCAGUACGCCAGCGACGUAGUUGCACUCGCAGAACACGCUGCGGACGACCUGCAGCUUACAGAGGUGCAGGAAGACUUCAAGGACACAAAUCACGUCAAACCGGAACCGGUCAAAGUUGAACCUCCGAAACCUGAGCCACGGAAGACUGUUUCAAACCCCAAACCAGAACCGCCAAAUCACAUUACCGAGCCCGCUAAAUCGGUGGAGACCAAAGCAACUGAAAAGAGCCAGGAACUGAUCGAGAAAAAAGUUGGAGACGAAGGCCAAGAAAUGUCGGGCCGGUACUCGUCAAGCCGGUACAGUUCCGCAUCCUCCAGAGUGAUUGAGGAGUACUCGUCCGUGUCAAGCAGCCGCAAUGGCAUCUCUUCCUACACGGAAUCGUCGCUGUCGGCAAGUGCAUCGAGGAAAUCCUCGUCUGCAAUUGGUUCAGAACUUACGUCUGAGAGCACCAACUCGUACACCACUGCGAUUGGGGGUUCAAACUCAGUCAGUGAAGUGCAAACAACGAAGCUCGCUCUGACGAAGGGCGAUUCCGGAAAACCAAUUUUCACCAAGACCAUCGAAGGCUGCAACGUGGAACCAAUACGAGCAAAACAGGCAUUGAUACACGCAAUAGCCGGAGAGAGCGCCUCGUUCGAGUGUACAUUGAACGAUAAUGACUCGCCGUCAAGGAUGCACUGGCUUAAGGACAAUAAGCCCUUAGAUGACAAACUUGCGGACAGAGUGGUGACAAGUACCGAAAACAACAGCACCUUCAAACUAGAGAUUGCAAAUGUCUCGGAAUCUGACUCUGGAAUUUACACUGCCAGAGCAGUCAAUGGCGAUGGCAUAGCGACUUGUACCGCCCAACUCAUAGUUCAAGAACUAACUUCUGAAGAACGGAAAGCCAGGGCGGAGGCAAACGCCCCAAUAUUCUUAGUGCGCCUGAAGGACACGGAACUUCUGGAGAACACUUACUUACGGUUCAUGGUUAAGGUCAAGGGUGAUCCGCAUCCCGAUCUUAAAUUCUACAAGGACGACGUCCUUAUCGACUCGAAGAACGAACGCAUCAAGAUUGUGACUGAGAAAGCAGAUAAGGGUUUUUACGAGUUAGUCAUUGCAGCUGUCCAGAGAGAAGACGCUGGGAAAUAUUCGUGCACAGCGAUGAAUCGGUUCGGAGAAGCGUCUUGCGAGGCAAAGGUUACUGUCACUGAUGAAAAAAGCGUGUUUGCCGGUCUUCCCGAAGGCUUACUGGAGCCCGGUGUGGAACCACAAUUCCAAUGGCUUAGAGACGGUCAACCGUUCGACCCGGAAGAGAGAUUCAAAGUCUUGUUCAAGGACAGCGAAGAUACUCUGGCGCUUGUUUUCCAACACGUGAAGCCAGAGGACGCGGGUUUGUACACUUGCGUUGCUCAAACCAGUACUGGAAACAUUAGCUGCAGUGCCGAACUCACGGUCCAAGGGUCUGUGAACCAAUUGGCGAAAAAUCCCGCUAAACCCAAGCUGGAAACGGAGUUUAAACAGUCCGAAGUAAACGCAGGAGGAUCUGCAAUGCUCGACUUACAGGUUCAAGGUUUCCCCAAGCCGGAAAUCAAGUGGACAAAGGACGGCGAAGAAAUAUUGGCUGGUGGAAGGAUCAAAUAUCUUUGGGAAGAUGAAGAAUCCCUCUCCCUUGUGAUCAAGCAAGUCACAGCCAAGGAUGCGGGCACUUACACGAUCAAGGCCAAGAAUGAAUUGGGAGAGGACAGCACGCAGAUUGAGCUGAUUGUGAAAUCUGCACCAAAAGUUACGAAAAAAAUGACGGACACUACCGUCAUGACAGAGGAGACCAUAACAAUGACUGUUGAGGUCGAAGGGUCACCCGUACCAGAAGUUACAUGGUACAAGGAUGGUCAGUUGAUUACAGAAUCAGAGCGUAUCAAAAUCACGAAGGACAGUAAAGGAGCGUACAGCCUGACCAUCAAGAAUACAAGAAUCGAAGAUUCAGGAUCCUAUUCGAUAGUGGCCAAGAACGAAAUUAGUCAAACUUCCGAAUUCUGGACCUUGAGUGUAAAAUCUCCUCCGAAAAUUAAAAGGAAACUUGGAGAACAGAAGGUCAUCAAUGAAGGCGACAGCCUUACGUUGUUGAUCGAAGUUGAGGCUGAUCCGAAACCAACUGUCAAAUGGUUUAAGGGCGGAGAAGUAGUGAGUGAAACUGAGCGUAUAAAAAUAGUUCAAGAUGGUGACAAGUACAUGCUGAAGAUCACCGGCGCCGUUAGUACCGACGCUUCGACUUACAAAGCGGAAGUUAGCAACAAGCACGGCUCGAGCGUUGAUGAAACGAAAGUGAAUGUACGCAGUGCGCCUCGAUUCAAGACCAAAUUGAAAGACGUAACGGCCAACGAAGGGGACUUGAACAUAGAAUUCGAAGUCAUAAUCGAAGGCUUUCCAAAGCCGAGCAUUCAAUGGUACCUGGGUGACGUUGAAAUCACGGAAACGCGGAAGGAGUAUACUCGCAUCGAAGAGGGAGACAAUUACAAGCUCAUUAUCAAGGAAGUGAAAACUGAGUUGUCCGGCAAAUAUACUUGUAAAGUUAAAAACGAAUUCGGAGAGAAUGAAAGUAGCUCGACGCUAACUGUGCACAGUAAACCGAAGAUCAUAAAGAAACUGACGGAUCAAAAAAUCACGGAGGGGGAUACUUUGAACUUGAAAUUCGAAGUGUCUGGCGUGCCGGAGCCUGAAGUAAAGUGGUUUAAGGAUGGUAAGGACGUCUCUGCUGACGCGAGGAUCAAAAUCACAAGGGAUACCCAACGUAAAGAGAGUUACGACUUGACGCUCAAUCUUGUCAAGGGUUCCGACGGUGGGUUGUACGAGGUUCGAGCAGAAAAUCAAAUGGGUGUUGUCACAAGCAAGAGCAAUGUCAUCGUUCAAACGAAAUCAGAAGAAAUUACAGAAGAAAAGAAAACUCUGAAGAUGGAAGUGACCGAAAAUGUUGAAAUAGACGAGGAAGCUAUAGCCCCAAAAAAAGUAACCGAAGAAGAUCAAGCUCCACCUAAACAACAAGCUACGGAAUCAGAAUCUGAAGGUCAUGUCACACUGGAGAAACAGAGCAUCCAAGUUAUCCGAGGAGAGGGAGAUACGAUUACCAUAUCUGUUGCCUCCACCACUACUCACGAAGCUAUGCUCACAGGUUCUGAUGAGAUGCAUUCUAUUAGCAAGAUGACGACCACAAAAGUCGAAUGCCAGGAAAUAGGCUCUGAGGGACCCGAGGUAGAAGAGAUUGCCUCGUACAGCUAUGUCAUCCAUGAAGAUAGUAGCCAAAAACCUUUCAACGGAGUAUUGAUCGAAGAAUUUUCCGAAGGUGAAGAUAUUAGGAAAAAAAUUAUUGUAAAUCGAGGGGUUUCGAUAGUGUCUGUGUCGGACGACGAGUCGACCUUGAAAGCAAUCUCACGAGACGUUAGUGCUGAUGACAUCCAUAACGCAGACUUAUGGGAGGCACAAAAAUUAAUAAAUGGAUCAUACGAAGAAUUUUCGAGUCCUAAGACUGCCGAGGAAUUCAACUUGAAUGAUUAUAAGCCGCAAAUGGGAAUGAAGUUGAACGAGACUAUUAUAGAAGAGUGCUCUGUUGAGGAAUCAUUGUCGGAAAGACCAACCAAAACCGAUUUGCAACAGCCCGAAACGCCAACUGUCGAGAAUAGUAAACUCCGUCGACAGAGUUCGAAGUUAGAAAAAUUGGAUACAAAUAAGGGAGAAAAAGUUGAAACAGAUUUACCGCAACCGGAAACUCCAGUUACCGAAGAGAGUAAAUUCAGCAGACAAAGCUCGAAGAUAGAAAAACUGAACACAAAUGAACGCGAAAAGGUUGAUACUGAUUUGCCGAAACCAGAAACUCCGGUUGUUGAACAGAGCAAACUCCGUCGCCAGAGCUCAAAAUUGGAAAAACUAGACUCAGGUGAACAAGAAAAAGUGGAGACUGAUUUACCAAAACCAGAAACUCCAAUUGUUGAACAGAGCAAACUCUCCCGGCAGAGUUCAAAGGUGGAAACACUAAAUGUUGGCGAGCCUGAAAAAGUCGAAAACAAAGAGUUCUCCCGAGAGAAUUCGCAAAAAGGUGUUAAGGAUGACGACGAAGGUACAGACGAGGAAAUAGAGGCACUUCUGCAACGUGUUAAACAGCAGCGCAGCGUUCUUGGAGAUAUCCUGAAUAAAGUGGGAGAGAGUGAAAAUUCAGCUUCUCCGGAGAUCGUGAAUUCAGAUCUUGAGGACCGCAAAAUCUUCGAAACACAAAGUACAACCUUCGAGAUCAAAGCAACUGGUGUACCAAAGCCUGAGGCUAAAUGGUUUAAGGAUGGCAAGCCAAUUAAAAUUAGUGAUCGUCUCAAAUACACAAGCAGUGGAGACUUUUUCAAACUCGUGUUGACAAAUGCACAGCUUGAAGAUGCUGGAAUUUACCAGUGUAAAUUGAGCAAUAAAUUUGGAGAAAAGAGUCUGGAGGGAAAGUUGACAGUCGCUUCUACUACCGAGUAUCGAAAGCCCAGAUUCGUCGAACCAUUGAAGGAUGCUGUUGCACCGGCUAACGAAUCGGUCCAACUGCAAGCAGUUCUGUUGGCUGAUCCCAUCCCUGAUGUCGUCUGGUCGCAAGGCGCAAAGGCAAUAUCACCAACUGAUCGAAAUGUUACUCUAAAACUGGAGACUAAGGAGGUCGAAGAUGGGUUAAAUGAGUGCACAUUUACACUCGCCAUUCCUCGUAGUAGCGCUGAAAAUACUGGCGAUUACACUCUGAAGGCUAAGAACAAAUGGGGUGAAGAUGAAUCCAGUGCUCGUUUGGAUAUUCUGAUUCGGCCUGAAAUACAAGAAUUCAGGGAUUUGAAUGCUGCACCUGAUGAACUUACCCAGUGGGAAGUCGUAGUUGAGGCAAAUCCAAAACCAAUAAUAAUGUGGGAAAAAGAUGGCAAGGCUCUCAAAACGAAUGAUCGCAUACAAUCAGUGGAAGAUGCAGAGAAGAAUAAAUAUAAACUCGUAAUUAAAAAUCUCAAACUGGACGAUGUAGGCACAUAUAAAGUCAUCGCGAAAAAUUCACAAGGUGAAGCUGCUGCUCAAGCCCAGCUGAAGACUCAUGCUGAUGCACCACAGUUCAUCAAUAAACUGAUGGACAAGUCAUUCAAAGAUCAGGACGACGUUCAGCUCAAAGUUCGAGUAAGCGGACUUCCCAAGCCUCAGAUCAAGUGGCUUAAGGACAAAACACAGAUCACAAAUGACGAACGCUAUAGCAUUACGACUGAUGUAGAAGGACAAGUAGUGAGCAGUCUUUCAAUCAGAAAGUUUUCAGCUGACGACGUGGCAAAGAUAACUUGCAUAGCAUCCAAUAUCGCUGGAACAGUUGAUACCUCUGCUCAACUUUCAUUGGCAAAAUCUGCGCCAACAUUUAGUCGUACUUUACCUAGAUCAGCCGAAGUUGACGAAGGUGAACCACUGGAGCUGAAAGCUAAGUUAGACGGCAGUCCAAUCCCUUCAGUGAAGUGGUUCAAAAACGGAGAAGAAGUUAAACCUGAUGGUCAUAUAAAAAUAGAGGCUCUACCUGAUGGCACUGUUAAGCUCACAAUCGAUAAUGUCAAGCCAACUGAUUGCGGAGCCUAUAAAUUGAUUGCCACCAAUCCAAACGGAGACGCUGCUGCCUUGUGUGCCGUAGCUGUGAAGCCCGAAUCAAAGAAACCAAGCUUUGUUAAAGGUCUAGAGGAUGCCAAGGCUAUAGUAGGCCAGCCUUUGAAAUUAGAAGCUCAAGUGGUAGCAUUCCCUAAUCCUCAAAUACAAUGGUGCAAAGAUGGUGUGCCAAUUAGACAAACUAAAGAAGUUAACUUUUCUAAUGAUCCGAAUGGAUUGAUCGGGUUGUCAAUUGACAAAGUGCGACCAGAAGACGCUGGUACAUACAGUUUGGUGGUAAUAAAUAAGCUGGGAGAUAUCACAGGCGUUGCAAAGGUAGAAGUUGAAGAAAAGGAACGGAAACCGGCCUUCUUGACCACCCUGCAGCCACUUACAGUCGUUGAAGGUUUCCCUGCUAAACUGGAAGUCAAAACUAUUGGAAAGCCACCCGCAAAGCUCAAGUGGCUCCAUAAUGGCGUAGAGGUAAUACCAGACGGUCAACAUAUCAAAAUAGUAGAUUUGCCAGAUGGAACACACGCUCUUGUUAUCGACAAAGCGAGACCUGAAGAUUCUGGAGAGUACCAGGCGGUUGCCACUAAUAAUCAAGGCUCAGCGUCUAGCAAAGCAAAUGUAGACGUUGCCGGAAAAGGUCAAAGUGGACGUCCAGAAGAGAGACCUGGUUUCUUGAGCCCGAUGCGUGAUGUUUCCGUUGAAGAAGGACAACCUUUGGCACUCAGUGUACCAUUUGUUGGCAAUCCAAUUCCCGAUGUCAGUUGGACCAAAGAUGGAGAACCCAUUGAACCAAGCGAUAAGGUGAUGAUGACUUGCGACGGAAAAAAAGUUGGCCUCCAAAUCAACCCAUCAUCUCUCAAGGAUGCCGGAGUUUACGGGUGCCGUUUAGUGAGUCCUCUAGGAGAGGAUGCCACCAGCGCAACAGCCACUGUUCGAAAGGUCUUCCAAGAACCAACGUUCACUCAAAAGUUUACGGACUUACAACAAUUGCCAACAUACGACGCUAAGUUUCCUGCACGAGUGGAUGGCAUACCUCGGCCAGAAGUAUCAUGGUACUAUAACGAUAAGCCAAUUCUGACUGAAACUGACAAGUACAAGAUAAAACGGGACGGAGACGCGUGUUGCCUCUACGUAAGAAACUGUACACCAGCCGAUGCUGGACGAUACAAGUGCAAAGCUGUAAACAGACAAGGGGAAGCCGAAUGCACCGCAAAUUUGGAAGUUGUAGAAAAGAUUGAGAAAAAACAAAAAGUUGAACCUCCAUCGUUCCUCAAGAAGAUCGGAGAUUGUGAAGUGUACAAAGCAAUGACGGCUAAAUUUACAGCCUGCAUUACAGGAUAUCCUGAACCAGAAUUCGAAUGGUUCCAUAAUGACACUAAAAUGUGGCCGUCUGAUAGAAUCCGCAUGGACAAAGAAGGCAGUGGUCUUCUUCGACUAACUAUUGCUGGUGUUUACGAAGGCGAUGUAGGGAAAUACAGUUUGAGGAUAUUCAACCCUCAUGGAGAAGAUAUUUGUCACGCUGAGAUGACCUACGACUCCCUUGAACCCCGUACGAAGAAACCUUUGGCAGACCAGUAUACGGACUUUGACAAGUACCAAAAAUCGGGUGCACCACUACCGUUAGCAGACAGACCGAUCAUCAGUCGCAUGAUGGAUAGACACUUGACGCUUUCGUGGAAACCAUCGAUCCCAAUCGGACCCAGAACACCUGUGACCUACUCUGUUGAAAUGUGUGAAUUGCCGGAUGGCGACUGGUUCACUGCACGUUCUGGCGUCAGAAGUUGUUGUUGUGACAUUCGUAAUCUGGAACCGUUCCGUGAUUACAAAUUCAGGAUUCGAGUGGAGAACAAAUACGGCAUCAGCGACCCAUCGCCGUUUGCUCAAACUUAUAGAUCUAAAUUAGAGCCUGACCCACCUAAGUUCUUCCCAUAUUUAUCUCCGGGUAUUGACUUCCGUCCUGAAACCAGUCCCUACUUCCCUAAGGACUUUGAUAUUGAAAAACCACCCCACGAUGGUUACGCUCAGGCACCGAAAUUCUUGAGACAAGAAUGGGACACUCAGUACGGUGUUAAAAACCAUAAUUGCAAUCUAUUUUGGUUCGUGUAUGGAUACCCAAAGCCAAACAUGCAAUAUUAUUUCAACGACGAGCUAAUUGAACCUGGAGGACGCUAUGACUACAGCUAUACCCGAAACGGGCAAGCUACGUUAUUCAUAAACAAAAUGUUAGACAGGGAUGUAGGCACUUAUGAAGCUGUAGCCACUAAUGAACAUGGAAUGGCAAGACAGCGAGUUCGCCUAGAAAUUGCUGAAUACCCUACAUUUAUCCAGCGUCCUGAUGAGACCAUUAUCAUGUUGAGAAAAUCAGGAAGGAUAGAAGCCCGCGUUAUUGGUGUUCCAUAUCCAGAACUUAAGUGGUACAAAGACUGGAAACCUCUUGCCCCAUCCUCUAGAAUCAAGAUCCAAUUCGUCGAACCUGAUACUUCCAUUCUGAUCAUCAACGAUGCCAUUAAUAAAGACGAGGGUUUAUAUUCGCUUAGUGCCCGUAACGUCGCAGGUGCAGUUUCAAGUUCAGCUAUGGUCCACAUAGAAGAAAACGAACAAGAGUAUGGAUAUAAAACGUACACCAGGAGCCGAGAAAUCAAACCACGCACUAAGCCACUUGGAGAUUUCUAUGACUUGGGCGAUGAGUUGGGACGUGGAACUCAGGGUGUAACAUAUCAUGCGGUGGAAAGAUUAACUGGACGUAACUACGCAGCAAAAGUUAUGCACGGCCGCGACGAGCUGAGACCAUUUAUGUACAACGAAAUGGAUAUUAUGAAUAAUCUCAAUCACCGCAAGCUCAUUCGCUUGCACGAUGGUUAUGAAACGGACCGGACUUUGACACUAAUUACAGAAUUAGCUGCUGGAGGAGAAUUGGUGGACAAUUUGGUCCGUCAACCGUAUUAUACAGAGGGUGAUAUCGCUGGGUACAUUAGGCAGAUAUUAUGGGGCCUGGACUACAUGCAUAGCAAUAAUUAUGCCCACCUUGGCCUGACUCUCGGAGACCUUCUGAUUUCUCAUCCAGGGGGAGAUGAUCUAAAGAUUGGAGACUUUGGACUGUCCAGAAGAAUCACUUAUGGAAAACUAAUGACACUGGCAUAUGGAAUGCCAGAAUACGUUGCACCAGAGGUGGCCAAUAACGAAGGUGUCAGCUAUGGUGCUGACAUGUGGUCACUCGGUAUCAUUACGUACAUCCUCUUAUCUGGAAUUUCUCCAUUCCGGGGUGUCAAUGAUAGGGAAACUUUGACAAAAAUAAAAGAGGGCCGAUGGGAAUUUGACGAUAGGUGGUCACACAUAUCUGAGGAUGGAAGAGAUUUCAUUAGAAAGCUUCUGGUCUAUCAAUCUGAUGGAAGAAUGGAUGUUUCAACAGCACUGCGUCAUCCUUGGCUCAAUUAUGCAGAUAAAAUGCCAUUGGACCCGUACAAAAUACCAUCCGAAAAUUUGAGGAAUUACUACAAUCUCUACAGGGAUUGGUACAGCAACGCAUCGUGUCGCACGUGGUAUCGUAGAAGGAGAUUGAGUGGAGCAUUCGAACACCCAUCCAAGAUGGUUUAUCCUCCUGGACAAAGUUACACCCCGUCACCCAGUCCUGACAGAAACCUUACCCCGAGAAACAAGCCACCUCCACGAUCAUGGGAAAAUCAAGUUCCGUCAAGAGAAGCAAUCGAUACAGAGAUUGGAGUUAUCAAAAACGAAAGCCACUAUCAAUACGGGCCUGAUACAUAUUUACUGCAGCUGCGAGACACUGAUUUCCCUGUGCGUUUGCGUGAGUAUAUGAAGGUCGCGUCCAACCGAGCGUCAGGAUACUCGCGUACUCUUCUUGACGACAACAGUUAUGAUUGGAGGACACCAGUCAUCCGGGAGCGACGUCGCUUCACCGACGUUAUGGAUGAAGAAAUUGACGAUGAACGUAAAGCUAGAAUCAACAAAUAUGGAUCAGCAGAUACAUAUACCCUAAGACGUUUGCGUCAUGAGCUGGGAACCCGUCUGGAUAGCUACGCUGAAGCGGAGGCUUUACUGGAGACAAAGAAAGAUGGACACAUGCCAUUCUUGCGUGAAAAGCCACAAAUUUUACCAAUCGAAGCUGAGAAACCAGCAAGACUGGUAUGCCUCGCUGUUGGUAAUCCUAAGCCAUCGGUUCAAUGGUUCAAAAAUGAUUUAGUUAUUCAAGAGGGAAACAGAGUUAAAGUUGAAGAAGACAACGAAGGCAGAUCAAUCUUGACGUUCAACCCUGCCAAAGACUUCGAUGUAGGAAUAUACAAAGUCGUAGCCAGAAAUAAGGUAGGGCAAACAGUUGCCCGAACAAGAGUACUCCUCGCGACAGCUCCAUCGUCCCCUGAUUCUCCGCAAACACCAGAAAUUUCUGACACUGAAGUUUUACUAAGAUGGAAACAGCCCAAGGAUGAUGGAAACUCCCCUAUACUUUGCUACAACGUGCAGUACAAACCAGAAGACGCAAUGGAUUGGAUAGACCUCGCUAGCAACAUUGAUCAUGAAUUUUACAUUGUUCGAGACCUGAAACCAAAGACGAAGUAUUAUUUCAGACUCGCUGCUAGAAAUCGUAUCGGUUGGAGUGACAAGGGAAUUCCAACAGGUUUGAUAGAAACAAAGGAGGAAGGUACCCCCAAAAUUCAAGUUACCCGUGCCAUGAAGCACCUGCAGCAACUAACUGAUGCCGGGCAAGAAAUAAUUAUUGAAGACAAUAAAGUGGGUAUCGAUUAUAGCAUCGAAGACAAACCGUUGGAAUGGUCAAACGAGGGUCAACUUAGCGAGAAGUAUAGCUUUAUAUCGGAACUAUCCCGUGGACAGUUCUCCGUUGUUGUAAAGGGAGUCGAAAAAUCUUCAGACAGAGUGAUUGUGGCUAAGAUUUUAGAAAUUCGGCCCGAAACCGAAGCUCAAGUUGCAAACGAAUACGAAACAUUGCGAUCUUUGAGACACGAAAGAAUAGCAGCCUUAGAAGCAGCUUACAAAGCACCAGGAGCUUCGGUUGCUGUUUUAAUUCAAGAAAAACUUCAGGGCGCUGACGUCUUGACCUACUUAUCUAGCCGCCAUGAGUACACGGAAAAUUGCGUUGCCACAAUCGUGACACAAAUUUUGGAUGCAUUGCAAUACCUCCAUUGGAGAACUUUGUGCCACCUAGAUAUUCAACCCGACAAUAUCGUGAUGGCCUCAGUCCGUUCUGUACAAGUAAAACUAGUAGAUUUUGGAUCUGCUCAUAAAGUUACUAAAUUAGGAAACUCAGUUCCUCAAGUAGGACACCCAGAAUACAGAGCACCAGAAUUGUUGAAUGAAGAACCAGCCUACCCGCAAACGGAUAUAUGGAUGGUCGGUGUUCUUACUUAUGUUCUUUUAUCAGGAGUCUCUCCAUUCCGAGGAAAAGAUGCGGAAGAGACGAGACAAAAUAUCAGUUACGUUAGGUACCGAUUUGAACACCUCUACAAAGAAUUGAGCCAAGAAGCAACCAGAUUCCUCAUGCUUGUAUUCAAACGAACUCCUAGCAAACGACCAACUGCGGAAGAAUGCCAUGAGCACAGAUGGUUACUGCCAACGGAGUUUAUGAUCAAGAAACGAGAGAGGGCGGUAUUCCUUGGUAACCGACUGAAGCAAUACAAUGAAGAAUAUCACCAGGAAAAACUUAAAUUAGCUUCGAAAAGUGACAACUUAGCAUCAGCAUUCGGCUCCACACGACAACUUAUCAGAUCGAACAGCAUACAAGAAGAAUUGCUUACCAACUAAAAUUUAGAUUAAGCCGCGAUUUUCCAAUCAUGUAUUGAUUCAUUUUAUUGUUUAUAAUUUAUUCAAGUCUAGUCAAUCUCAUAAAAUCAAGGUUUGGGAGCCGAUGUAAAGAGAUCAAUCAAAACGUUGUGAUUUUCCUUGUUUUUUUGUUAUUAUUUAUUUGUUAUAACUUGUAAUUAUAAUUGAUGUAUAAUCUUUCGUUUUAUCCAUCAGUUCAAGCAAUGCGAAAAUUAUGAUUUUUGACUGGAACACUCCAGUUAAUGUAUAAGGAGUAUUACUUACUAAUAAUAAGGAAAAAAAUAAAAUAAAAAUUGAUAAAACUUACUCUUAGCAUAUAUAAAUCAAGUCAAAUUAAUUUCAACUGUACAAACGCGACGUCUAGGAUAACAAGAUAAAAUGAAUCUUUAAGCUCUAAUAAAAAAUAUAGAAUAUGCAGGGUAAAAAAUUAUCAUUGUAAUAACUAAAAUAUAUCCGGUCACUAAUUUAUUAAAUCACAAAAAUUGCGGAGUCAAUCGACAUUGUUCAAUGAGCUCGAAAGUGAUUUUAAAUUACAAACAAUGAUGUAAAAAGUCUCAAGGCUGGGAAUUAAAUGAUUUAUCGCGA
Messenger RNA from Diprion similis, 18345 nucleotides. RefSeq names its product obscurin (gene Obsc). Lineage: Eukaryota; Metazoa; Arthropoda; Insecta; Hymenoptera; Diprionidae. The transcript has 34 exons. Gene Ontology annotation, biological process: protein phosphorylation. Gene Ontology annotation, molecular function: ATP binding; guanyl-nucleotide exchange factor activity; protein binding. Bases 445 to 17742 code for a protein of 5765 amino acids. The record is from RefSeq and is a predicted model, not a curated record.